Molecule: messenger RNA, 2310 nt
Organism: Symbiodinium sp. CCMP2456
Lineage: Eukaryota; Dinophyceae; Suessiales; Symbiodiniaceae
Source: the annotation of a GenBank genome assembly
AUGGAGAGCUCUAUUCGGGGCUCCCUGGGCAGCUGCGCUUCGGCCGCUUCGGUUGGAGACUCCAUCCUGAAGCAGCUCGCGGGUCUGGAGCAGUCGCUCUCCUCCAACCUCACCGGGCUUCGGCAGAUCCGUGCCACUGUUGCCGCGAUGGAAGGGAAGCCGGAGAGUCAGAGUCAGGCAGCGACUCCGGCGACUCCGGCAGCUGCCGCUGCAAAAGCGGUGUGCGAGGGCGACAGACAGGAGCAAAGGAGCACGCUUCUCGAGACGAAGUGGAGCCAGGCUCAGUGCGAGCACUGGGCGGCUUGGACGGAGUCUCACGUCUGGGAAGGAAAGAUACCUGGCGAACUUAGCAAUGAAUGUCUGCUUCCCGAGUCGUGUCCUCCCCGCAAGCGCGCGGUGACCUUCACCGCGAUAUCGCCGAUGCAAGAGCAAGAGACGAAUCGGGCACGGGAUCGGCACACCUUGGCGACGCACCGACUGUCGGUAUUGAAUGCCAUCUCAGAAGCAAAGUCUGUCCCUGCACCACUGGAGCCAAGCAAGAAAAGCGUCUUUUUCGAUGCCAGCACGCUCAAGAAAAAACUCAAGGAAGACUUGUGCAAGGAGACAUACAACGUCAGUGACUACUAUCGCAAUGAAGGUUUUUGUCAGCGGGUCGCCAGGAGUCGUGUCUUCGAGCUCAUCACCUUUGUUAUUUUGGCGAGCAAUGCCAUUUGGACAGGCGUUGAGAUCGAAGUCAAUGACGCACCGAUCAUCUUACAAGCGCAUGCUGCCGUCAUUCUGAUCGAGAGCUUCUUUGUGCUUUAUUUUACGCUUGAAAUUGGACUGCGUUUUGGUGCGUUCAAGAGGACAUGCGAUGCCUGUCGCGAUGGCUGGUUUGCCUUCGACACGGUGCUUGUCAUUCUGAUGUGGUUCGAGACCUGGUUGCUGUCCCUUGUCCAGAUCUUCUUCGGUGAUAUCUUGAACUCCUCGAGCUUCCGUCUGAUUCGGCUGCUUCGCCUCACGCGGAUGGCAAGGAUGGCUCGACUUCUCCGAAGCGUGCCGGAGCUCUUGAUCAUUGUCAGAGCUAUCGCCAUUGCCUUGCGAUCGGUGUUUUUCUUGAUGGUUCUUCUCUUCGGCCUGGUUUACGUUUUCGCUCUCCUCUUCAGCCAGCUCUUCGACGGCAAGAACCAGCCACCGGGAACUCUGGCGCACAAGAGCUUCGGAAGCUUGCCACAGGCGAUGAACACGCUCCUCAUGGCCGGGGCGCUCCCGGACCAGUCUUCCCUGGUCGAAGACGCCGGCGCCUUUCACUUCCUGCUGUAUCCUCUGAUGCUCCUCUACAUGCUCCUGGCCUCACUCACCGUCAUGAACAUGCUUGUCGGGAUUCUCUGCGAAGUCGUGAGCGUGGUGUCAGCCGUCGAAAAGGAAGAGAUCUUGCUAAAGUCCGUGAAGACCCACCUGAAGCAGCUGUUGCUGGAUGCCGAGGCAGACGAGGACGGCGAUGGCAGCAUCUCCCGACGAGAGUUCGACAAGAUGCUCACAAAUCCCACGUGUGUCCGAACUCUGAAUGAAGUUGGGGUCGACGUCUUUGCCUUGGUGGACUUGGCCGAUUUCAUCUUUGAGCAGAAGGAUCACCUAGACUUUGCGGCAUUCAUGGAUGCUGUUCUGCAGCUAAGAGGAAGCAACACUGCGACCGUAAAGGACAUUGUAGAUCUGCAGAAGCUCAUCGUGAAUCAUUUCAAACUGAUGGAAGACGUAAUUGCUGAGCUUGCCGGCAAAAGCUCUGGCGACAAUCUGAAUUCGUACCUGCAAACAGAAGCAUCCGAGAUGCUGAUGCAUGGGGUUGCGGUGGCCGUUCGGAAGCUAGUGAUUCGUUCCAUCGCUGCACAAGCCGCCCUCGUUAGUGACCAGAGUACGAGGCUGGCGGGUCGGCUUGUGUUGGCGGUGCGAAGGAGCAACAACAGCUCGGAGGACGCCGGAGAUCGCCGCGGCCUGGAAUUUCGAGUGCACGCUGUCCAAGGCCUGCCUCCGGCUUGCAAGAGCGAGAUCCGAGUGGCGCGGGAGACCAACGUUGGCAAGCUGGCCGGAGCUAUCGCCCAGAGGAUCCGGGAAGAUGGGGUGGCCCUGGUGCGUGGCGCAGGCGCUGUGGCUCUGAAGCACCAGCUUCAGGCCGUCGCUAUCGCGUCCGGCUACCUGGAAGAAAGGGAUGAACUCGGUGGCCAUGAAUUGGUGGCUCUGCCACGAUACGAGGACCUGGUGGAUCCUUCGGGCGGACGUGGGCAGAUGUGGACGGAGUUUGCACUGACAGUCUACAGGCUUCCAGUCUCCUAG